UGUUCAGACUCACUUCACAUCAAACAUAUUACCGCUGGCCACGCGGAAAAAGAGCCCGGCACAGACAAGCCGGUGCACAGGCGCGCGGAGCAGCGACUCCCCAGUCUUCUCCCAAAGGCGGGGGAGUUGACCUAACGCGCUUGCGCAACGAUGGAACGUUGGGGGAGGGGAGAAAAACUUUUCCCUUCAUUGUGAGAGAACCGCCCCGCCCAUCACACGGCGAACGCGCGCGCACACGCACCACUCUCACACUCGCACACGCGCUCGCGCUGAGCUUGCCGCCUAGUGCUCCGCGCAUGCGCCGGAAGGGGACCGGUGUCCUACCCUGCGGCAUUUUCGCGAGUUUCCCUGAGAAGUUUCUGGAAAGACGGAGCCCAAGGGAACCUGGGGGAUGGGGAGCGCAGAAAAGGGAGCGUUUGGGAGAGGAAAAUUUAAAAAAUCUGAAGUACACCGUCGCUGCCUUGCUUCCAUCCAUCAAGCCACAACCACAGCAAAGCCCAAGCCCACAAGACCUUCACGCCAGGGUGGAAAAGCAUGAGGACUGCAGCAGCUGCUCCUUCCUCUGCCCUGAGCCCGGGCAUUGCAGGGGGAGGGCAGGGGAGAAAGGUGAAAUGCAUAAAAAAUGCUCACUGGAUGUUUGUGGAGUGGAAGCUGACAUCCUUGCUUUGGAGCUGCCCUUGCACUCUUGGGCCACCAUGGCUCUUCGCUGCGCUCUCGAGUGUGGGCUCAGCGUGUUGGGAUUCGACGUGGCCACCGAAGGACGCGUGGGGCUUUGGCCUCCCUUCCAUAAUUUACCAUUACUUGGGGGCCUCUUUGAGCGCCCCCCCCCCUUGCCUGUAUUGACUUCGGCGACCUGGAGCUAGAGCUUUGAGCAGGGGAGACCCUAAGGAACAGGCGCUCCCUGCCUGCGAGGGGCCAAGGGGGCAUCGUGGGCGGGCAAGGGUCUCCUGGCAGGGUGUGUGGGGCUCAGUGUUUUGCAGCUUGCAAGCUCUUUGAGAGUCUCCAGCAGAAGGGGCCCUUUGGAAGCGUAGAGCCAGCGCAGGCACAAAGGCGCCCGGCUGUUUGGGCUCUAGGGUUGUCGGGCGGGGCGGCGUGGGAAGGCCAGGGUGUCUCCACGCGGCCACGGAGGCGCCCCAGUGCUCUGGGCUCCCAGGUGUCGUCAGAAGGGAGCUGGGGCUGGUAUUGCUGCGCUAGAGGGGAGGGGCCUGCGGCGGGCGCCUUUUAUUUCUCCUCCAGCUCUAACUGGGGGGGAUCAGCUCGGCUGCCAUUUUGUGGCGCGGCCGCCAUUUCGUGUGGCCGCGGGGGGCAGGGUGAUGGGGGAGGGGCGCGCUGCCGGCGGGGAGGGGCGGGGCCGGGCCGACGCGCAGGCUGCCCAAGGAGCGAAGGCGGGCGCGUCCCCUUUGUUCUUUGCCUUUGGGCUUGGGCUCUGCCGCGACCCGCCCCGGACACGCGCUGGGUGCACGCGGCGUGUGAACCUCGGAAAAGCACCGAGAGGCGUGCACGGAGUCUCAAAUCCUUUCUGCCUUCUAAGCCCUUCAAAAGUGGGACUUUUCGGGGAGAUUCCCCGGUGUGGUGCGUGGUGGCUUAAGGAUCCAGGGUUGCCGCUGGCUUGGGGGGCUGAUGUGGUGUAGGUUGCAGGGGAAGUUCCACAAUGCCACGGGGGCGCAGCCAAGAAAAUUUUAAAAAUGGGACUUCUCCCCGCCCCCCCUUGCAGUGUGAAAGGGAUUGAAUUUACGAGGCAGUGCUCAGACCUCAGGAGAGGGAAGCUAUAAUUUCACCCUGAGAGUGAAGGCGCUUUCUGCAGUAGUAAAGCCGGUGGCAUGCUAUGCCUUGAGCCACAGUGGCGUUCUGCAAAUAGAAGUUAAAAUGCAGAGCUGGGAGACCCAACAAUGGUGCUCAACGCCAGUGUGUGACCGAGAGGUCGGUCGCUUUAAAAAAAAAAAAAAGACUUUGAAGUGCUGUCAGCCCGUAGGAGAAGCCAGACAUUGCGUUUCAUUGGCUGGCUGUGAAGCACGCACUGCGCAACUAUUUUCAGAUCAGGUUUUAUAGCCCAUUAUUUAUAUCUGAGCUAUAAACUGGAACAAUAGAUUGGAAUAUGUUAUUUCUGCCUAUUGAGAACGUCUUCCAUUUGACUUCUUUUUAAAAAUCCCUUAUGAGGAUGUAAAUAAUGAAUUGACUCAAUAAAAUAUUAUGUGUCUUCCAGUGUCA
Messenger RNA from Sus scrofa (pig), 2208 nucleotides. The record is from RefSeq and is a predicted model, not a curated record. Lineage: Eukaryota; Metazoa; Chordata; Mammalia; Artiodactyla; Suidae.